AUGUCUGAUAACAAAGGUAUUCAUCUUCUGCUCUUGGAAGUCUAUGGGAAGCUAACCAAAUGCAAAGGUGCUCUCGGCGGUCUUACAGACACAGUAGGCAAGACGGGCAAAGGCCUCACCGAUACCGUCGGCAACACUGUCCAAGGAGUUGGAAAGGGUGCCAGUGAUACCGUUGGCUCUGCUACCAAGGGCGUGGGUGACACUACCAAGGGUAUGUUUGCUUCCAAGAGGUCAAUUGCGAAGAGUCAACAGCUGAUCAAGAAACAGGACUUGGAGAUGGUGCUAAGAGCGCUACUGGAGGAGGUUCAAGCGGUGGUGCACCUGCUAGUGGUGGUGACCCUAACCACCUUGGCCUAUAAAGGAGGAUAUCAUGUUGUUAUGAAAUCAAUGAAUACUUCUUGA
Molecule: messenger RNA, 402 nt
Organism: Aureobasidium musti
Lineage: Eukaryota; Fungi; Ascomycota; Dothideomycetes; Dothideales; Saccotheciaceae
Source: the annotation of a GenBank genome assembly